Messenger RNA from Paramecium primaurelia, 227 nucleotides. Lineage: Eukaryota; Ciliophora; Oligohymenophorea; Peniculida; Parameciidae. The record is from the annotation of a GenBank genome assembly.
AUGUUGAAGAAACAUAAAAUAUUCUAUUAAAAAUGUAUAAUCUUAGAUUUUAAUAUUAGUAAGAUAUUCUAUAUUAAAUAACAAUAUUUUAGAUAUGUAGACAUCCAAAAGCACUUAAUUUUAGUAUAAUCUGUUUUUAUUAUUAUAGAUUGAACCAAAAAAUAUACAUACUCAUUCUAAUAUAUUUGGAUUCACAGUAAGGAGAUAAGAAAAAAAUCUAUAAAUGA